AACUUUCAGACCUGACAUUCACAUUGACAUUGAAUUAUAAUAAUAAAAAUUAUUAUCCAUAAAAAAAUAUUAUUAAAAACUUUGCCAUCAAUUCAUAAAUAAUUUCACACACCCACCCCUCUGAAAAAAUUAAUUGUUGUCCCCCCUGUCUCUCCCCAAUUAACAUUAUGUUAAGCACCGGGCGAUUUGUUUAUGUGCUAAGUCUGGAUGCGAACAGCGAUCGCCAGUCAACUCUCUUCCGAUGCAAUAAUAACGAUACGAUUCAAUUCAUCUAUGGAUCGACACUAUUGGGCCGUAAGAUAUCACUGUUUACCGACUACAGCAAAGAGUCGGCAAAUUUCAAGCGCAAUACUUACCAGAAACUGGUGUUUACCGAUGAGAUGACAACAAUCCGUUUUGAAACGUCCGGUUCGUUUCAUUUUUAUUACACCGAAACGGGAUGUGAUGUUGUUUGCGGACAGUUCUACAUUGUGGUCAAUCCGCAGCUCAAAGUGGGUUCGGGUGCUAACACACAACUACUGGACUUGAAUGCCAUUCAGUGUCAAACAGUACUGACCAAAAGUUUGGGCCAAUUUCCCACCUGGAAGUCGAAACUUGAGGUGUCACACAAAACCGGUUACAAUAUGAUACACUUUACGCCAAUCCAAGAACUGGGUGGUUCCAACUCGUCUUAUUCGUUGGCGGAUCAGCUCAAACUAAAUCCUAUAUUCAAUACCAAAGAAAAGGAGUGUCGUGUCGAAGAUGUACAACAAUUUAUUGAAUGGUUGCGUACAGAGUGGCAGAUAUUGUCGUUGACAGACAUUGUGUUGAACCAUACGGCCAACGAAUCGCCAUGGCUUCAGACACAUCCCGAAUGUGCAUUCAAUUGUUUCAACAGUCCAUGGCUUAGACCGGCCUAUCUGUUGGAUCGUAUUCUUUAUCGUAUGACUACCGAUAUAGUUGACGACCGCUGGAAGUCGAAAGGUUUGACCACCGAAGUUAACAGUGAAGAUCAUUUGAAUCUGAUUCGUAAAAUACUUCAUGAAGAAUACUUACCAAUUUUGAAUAUACAUGAACUGUAUUUAGUCGAUAUCGACACGACUUUAAAUGAAUUCAAAGAGUUUUUGAUCAAAUAUUGUAAGACUUCAAAACCUGAGAAACCACUGAAUGACGAAACUCUAAAACUGGAGAUUAUUGUCGACGAUAAGUAUCGACGAUUCAAAUCAACAAUAGAUCUCAAUAUUGCACUGAAGAUCGUCUUAAAUGAAGUCGAAUUCAAUGGAGAUAAUGAUCAAUGGAUUAAUUGGUCGACAGAUAACAUCCGACACAAAUUAACAAUACUUAACGAAGUGAUGACAAAUGAGAUAAGGCAUCACUUGUCGGAUGCCAUCGAGAAUGUCAUAAAAACGGCACGUUAUGAACGUAUUGAUAGUUGGGGUCCCAAACAUAAGAUAAUCUCUCUAAAGUGUCCACUUGUUUGUAACUAUUUUACUCAUAAAGGAUCUGAUAUGGAUCUGUUAGAUGAACAGAAGUUAGCUUUCGAUGACAACGAUUCAAAGUUUCUGAUGGCUCAUAACGGAUGGGUUAUGGGUGACGAUCCGCUCAGAAAUUUUGCUGAAAAAGGUUGCAAUGUCUAUAUUAGACGAGAACUGAUAGCAUGGGGUGAUUCAGUAAAACUGAACUACGGUUCGGGACCUCAAGAUUGUCCAUUUUUGUGGUCACAUAUGGAGAAGUACGUGACCCAAAUGGCCACUAUAUUUCAUGGCCUACGGCUAGACAAUUGUCACUCGACACCCAUACAUGUGGCUCAACAUCUCAUUGACAGUGCCCGUCGAGUCAAUCCUAAUCUCUACUUAAUCGCUGAACUGUUCACAGCUCACGAAGGCUUAGAUAAUAUAUUUGUCAAUAAAUUAGGAAUUAAUUCGCUUAUACGGGAAGGACUAUCGGCACACGAUUCUCACGAUUUGGGCCGUCAGGUCUAUCGUUUUGGUGGCGAACCUAUUGGUGCAUUUCCUCCAGAGCGUCUAAGUAGUGGACAAUCGGAAUUGUUGGUAUUACCGUUGCGGCCGAGUGUCUGUCACGCCAUAUUCUUCGAUGUCACUCACGAUAACGAAUCGCCAAUUAUCAAACGUUCGGCAUAUGACCCAUUGGCCUCAUCGGCAUUAGUCGCAAUGACAUUCUCGGCCAUUGGCUCCAAUCGAGGACACGACGAGUUAGUUCCGCACCACAUAAACGUUGUCCACGAAACCCGUGAAUAUAAAUCGUGGAAAGAAAAUCUGGAUUCUGACGAUAAAAUUAUUGCCAACAAUAGCCUGUCUAUGGAUUCGGCAAUAAUUAAAUCAAAACUCGCGUUUAAUAAACUUCACGAAUGGUUGGCAGUCAACGGCUAUAGUCAUCAGUUUGUCGAUCAGCGAGACUUUGAUACUGUUGCCGUCACCCGUCAUAAUCCUGAAACCCACGAAUCAGUAGUAUUGGUGGCCCGAACUGCUUUUCAUUGUCCAAAAGAUCCUAAAGCAUCACCUUAUUUGCCUCCACUGCGAAUCGAUGGUAUUAUUGAUAAACUGUUGUUUGAAACACAUAUGACGGGCGAACCGGAGAUCAACUUUGUUCAGCACAAAGAGUACAUCAAUGGUUACAGCGAAAUAAGAUCUGAUAUACGAACUGACUUAGCACUGGAUGACAGCAAACUAAUCAAAGCCAACAAAAUUGGUGACUCCUAUGAAAUUAUUUUCAAUUAUUUUCCACAAUCGGCUGUCAUUGCAUUCAAAGUAUCGCUUAGCGAUUAUCACAAGAAUGCAUUGGAAAAACUUCGUGUAUUUAGUAAACAAUUGGACGAUGAGUCCAGUGAUGUCAACACAAUUAUCUCAAAUCUAUCACUGAUUGAUCUGAAUUAUCUGCUAUUUCGCUGCAAUCACGAAGAACAUGAUGACACAAACGGUGGUGCCUAUAGUUUGCCUGUUUUCGGUCAAAUGAAUUACUGUGGAAUCGCUAGUAUUAUAUACUAUUUGAGACACAUUCGCACUCAUAAUGAUUUAGGACAUCCACUGUGCGGUAAUCUACGGGAUGGCAAUUGGCUUAUGGAUUAUAUUGUCGAUCGGUUAACAAAGAAUCCGAAUACAAAAUCAUUUGCCGAUUGGUUGGCCAAAGUGUUCACUUCAUUGUCACAAAUACCUCGAUAUUUGAUUCCUCGUUAUUUCGAUUCAAUCAUUACACGAAUCUAUACAUCAAUAUUGGAUCAAAUCUGGAACCAGUCGUCACCAUUUGUGCGAAAUGGCUCGCGAUUUGUACAACUAUUAGCUCUGGGAGGUGUGGCGAUGAUUGGUACAAAUAAAACAGCAGUUUUGCCGCCGCUUUCAUCUAAAAUUGUUGACGAGUCUCAAUUGUUGGCCACAAUAGCCGCUGGUUUACCACAUUUUAGUUCUGGAUAUAUGAGGUGUUGGGGUCGGGACACAUUCAUUGCUCUUAAGGGACUUCUCCUACUGACCGGCCGUUUCACUGAAGCAAAGCACAUAAUUCUUGGUUUUGCCGGAACUCUAAGACACGGUUUGAUACCAAACUUAUUGGACGGCGGAAGGAAUUCCCGAUACAAUGCCAGAGAUGCUGUUUGGUGGUGGCUUCAGGCCGUUAAAGACUAUUGUCUUAUUGCUCCAAACGGUUUGGAACUGUUGUCGCAAUCGGUUCGUCGACUAUACCCGACAGACGACUCGCCGGCUCUGUUGGCUUCCAGUGAAAUAGUCGAGGAACCACUGUAUAAGACAGUCCAAGAAGCAUUACAACGACAUUACGAUGGCAUUGAUUUUGUUGAACGAAAUGCUGGCAAACAAAUUGAUGAACACAUGACUGCCGAAGGAUUUCAUAUCAAAGUUGGUGUUUCUCGUGAGACUGGUUUUGUCUACGGUGGCAACCGAUUCAAUUGCGGUACUUGGAUGGAUAAAAUGGGAUCAUCGGCUAAAGCCGAAAAUAAAGGAUUGCCCAGUACUCCACGCGAUGGAUCAGCUAUCGAGUUGAUUGGUCUAAGCAAAUCGGUAGUCACUUAUUUGGCUGAUCUUAGCGAUGAUAAUAAAUACCCGUUCAAAGGAGUCAACGAAAGUGAUGGCACAGUGUUUACCUUCAGAGAAUGGGGUCUCAAAAUUGAGGCUAACUUUGAAAAACAUCUCUAUAUAUCGGCCGAUACUGAGCAACAGUAUGUUAAUCGACAACAUAUUUAUAAGGAUACGUUUGGGGCCAGUAUUCCGUGGAUGGAUUUUCAGCUCAGACCUAACUGUUUGGUUGCAAUGGUUGUGGCACCGGAAUUGUUUGACAAGAAUCACGCUAUAGAAGCGCUCAAAAUUGUCAGACAAGAAUUGGUCGGACCGUUAGGCAUCAAAACCCUUGAUCCCAGAGAUCUGAAAUAUAAUGGUGUUUAUGACAAUAGUAACGAUUCGCACAAUAAAGACUUAGCACAUGGAGCUAACUAUCACAAUGGACCGGAGUGGUUGUGGCCAACCGGUUAUUAUUUGGAAGCAUUAUUGAAAUUCAAUGAUAAUUAUACUGAAACUGUUGCCUACAUCGAGAGCUUAUUAUCUAAUCACUUCCAGCACAUUGAGUCAAGCGAUUGGUUUGGUUUGCCUGAGCUGACCAAUACCGAUGGCAAACACUGUCCGCACAGUUGUCCGAUACAGGCGUGGAGUCAUUCGACUAUUCUACAAGUGUUACACUCUAUUCAUUCAAAAUAGAUCUUAGAUUUAAUCAUUUGUUUUGUUUGUUUGUUUUUAUUAGUUUUAUUAUAAAUUCAUAA
This is a messenger RNA of Oppia nitens, 4756 nucleotides long. Its product is annotated as glycogen debranching enzyme-like. Lineage: Eukaryota; Metazoa; Arthropoda; Arachnida; Sarcoptiformes; Oppiidae. The transcript is spliced from 7 exons. Gene Ontology annotation, molecular function: 4-alpha-glucanotransferase activity; amylo-alpha-1,6-glucosidase activity. The coding region runs from base 168 to 4694 and encodes 1508 amino acids. The record is from RefSeq and is a predicted model, not a curated record. Gene Ontology annotation, biological process: glycogen catabolic process; glycogen biosynthetic process.